Messenger RNA from Puccinia triticina, 2799 nucleotides. RefSeq lists its product as uncharacterized. The record is from RefSeq and is a predicted model, not a curated record. Gene Ontology annotation, cellular component: cytosol. The coding region runs from base 1 to 2799 and encodes 932 amino acids. The transcript is spliced from 17 exons. Lineage: Eukaryota; Fungi; Basidiomycota; Pucciniomycetes; Pucciniales; Pucciniaceae. Gene Ontology annotation, biological process: regulation of Golgi organization.
AUGACCGAUGAUAAGAGUGUCCCACCACACGACGAGUUGGUCGACUCCAAGACGCUCGAGGCGGCCGAGAUGAUCGGAGUGUUCGACCAAGACGGGAACGAGAGGCCGUUUGGCGGGCUCGUCCGGCAUGGUAAAGUCUGUGUUGUCUUCAUCAGACACUUUCUCUGUGGGUACUGUCAGGAGUUCCUCGUCGCCUUGAAGCAGCAGGUCGAGCAGAACCCGAUUGGCGAUAAGCAGAUUAUCGUGAUCGGUUGUGGACAUUGGUCGGUUAUCAAAUCCUACAAAGAACUACUCGGAGAUAUCCCGUUCGAUAUUUAUUCGGACAACACCGCCAAUUUGUUCAGCUCCUUGGGAAUGAUCUCUAAGUUCGAUACCGGCGACCCCAAGACUCAAGGACGUUAUAUCACCCAGAGCCUCACCAAUACCGUGCUCAACGCUCUGACCAACGGCUGGAAGAUGGGGACAAGUUCUUUCCUUCGCAGUGGUAAAAUGGCCCAACUGGGUGGCGAUUUUGUCUUUGUUGAUGGGGAUUGUGUGCUUGCCCACAGGAUGAGAACUGCCAGAGAUCACCUGGAGCCUGAUGAGCUCCCCACUGCUGCAGCAUCCCUCGAGCAACCCAGCACCCCAGCCAGCAGCCGGCGAAGCCUCAAAUGGUACUCAUCCAUCGAUCAGGCAUUCCAUCCAGCCGACCACCUCAUCCCACCCGAAUCCAGGGAAAGGUUUUACCUGGAUCUGUACUUGUUGAAGCCGGAUAAGGAGCACCUGAGGGAUACAUUGGACCGGCUCAGCGUCCAGGAGCUGCUCGGCGUAUACAGGCAGAACUUGAACGACUUGACCGGCUAUGGGAUCCGCUGUCUCAAAAACGCUGCCGAGAUCGAGAAUGGCCUUGCCCAACAACCUACCCAGCCCUCAGUCGACCAUCCGUCCGAGGACUCUGCCCUCAGUGAGCUAAACGAAGUUGAUCAGAUUCGACUGUCUAACGCUUUGGAGACACUAUCGGCAAUCUCCAAAACGAUCAUGGCCAAAGAAGGAUACGAAAACUUGAACCUCGAUCUUAUCAGUUUGAUUGCUGGUUCCAUCGACAACAGUGACCCGGUCUUCUCGGAUUUCGUCUACAGUAUUGAUAAGAUUCUCUCCGACCAAGCUCAAUCAUUACGCACCCGUCAUCGGACUCUCCAACUAGCUUUGUCCGUCGUUUCUGGUGUCAAUCAAGGCUCGAUCAAUGCGUACUUCUUACGAAGGGAUCUAUUUAACACGAUUGCCUCGCUGGUUGCAAGCCCCAAGACGGUCUCGUUGGUCUUCGAUAGCGUCUUGCUCCUCGAUCUGCUGGCCAACUUCAGACGUUUUGAAUCUCGCAACCCAUAUCUUGUUAGGAUGGAAGAUUACGUAGACGAGAAGGCAAUGGAAAGAAUCAUCAGUCUCAGUAUCUUGGCUCUUGAGGAUUUGAGAGUAGCUUAUCAGGAUAUCAAUGCUUCGAAAAGUUCAAACUCCUCGUUGCUAGGACAAGUUACAAGCACAGUUUUAAGCGUCUUCACGAGUCCGCUAUCAAGACAGGCCAAUUCAUCUAAUCGGACAAUGAAUCAAGCGUUUGACAGCCAUCCGGGUCGGCCCACAUGUAUUCUACUGCCGAUCUACGACCUCCUGUGUUCGAAUACAACCUUCUUUAACGUUCUGCUGUUGAGCAAACCCUUCUGGCAAAGCUUUCUCUCCUUUUCUAGCUACCUACUCUCUCAUGCAAGCUCCAGUCCUCGCUCCGAGCUCUACGGACGACUUGCUCUGGUCAUUCUUAUCCAUUUGGCCGAAGAGGGUCAGAAGUUCGUCUGUGGCGCUGCCGAUGAAUCAUUUCAAGUGGCCGUUGCGUUUUGUCGUGAUAGGCAACCACCACUGGGGCCGAGCUCAGACUUAGAGAGAGCGCCGAUCGCAGCCAUGCUAGACUGUGGGAUUCUGUAUCUGCGGCACAAUUUGCAGAGGAAGUUGAAGAUCGAGACCCACCUGGUUUGUCUCCGUCUGAUCCACGAGUUGUUGUUCUGUUUACAAUCACAUCAAGUCCGGCUUGAAGGGUUUGAUUGGAGGGAGCUGUGGAGGGCCCUGUUCUCCCUCGCAAGUCGCGUGGGCUCCAGGAUCGAUGAACUGAUGACAGUGCAGGAUAUCGAUCGACUUGCUCAACAGAUUCUCGAUAUCUUAUCUUUUGCCGCGAUUUGGUCGGAGGUUUUAUUUAAAGACAAUCUGACGACCGCGAUCCUAUAUUUUGAAAUUCUGAGAUCUGAAGAGACAAUCAAGAACUUAAUAACAGUAGCCAACAUAAGCAGUGGAGUUAAUGGUAGUAACAAUAACAAUAGAGGUAGUGGUAGUUUCGGCAGGAAAUCAAGCAUGAUUAGUAAUGGCGUUGGUAGUAGCAGUAGCAAUCUAGGCGUCAGUACAAUCGAAUCGGUCAAAAACUUGAACACGAUCAUCAGCAAAUCCAAAUGGAUCCUCGAGCAAUCGAAGCACGCCAAGUAUAAGGCGAGCGGGAGCCAGUCUUCGAAGCCGUCAUUCAGCUUCUUCUUCUCCUCGGGCGCCAGCACGCCCAGCACCCAAGCCCCAAACAGUGGCAGCCCUGCUGCGCCAACUACCCUUGUCAUCAGCUCCGCAGAGGACUGUCUUAACUUGCUCCAGGGCAGAUUGAAUGAGAUCGGCUUGAUUGAUUCAGCGUCGUUAGAAAAUCAUCUCAGGAAGUAUAGCGAGACUGAUAAGAUCGAAGAUCUCAAGAAAUUCAUCGCCAUGGUUCCGGGGGAUGUUUUCCAAUUGAUGGUCCUCUAA